AUGCUAAAGCAACUACUUCAAGGGCAAGCUGAUGGGGUAGUGGACACAAGCAAGAAGCUAGCUGAAAUAAACUCUAAGAUCGAGAACCUCAACACAAGGGUUUACUCUCUGGAGAAUCAUGCUUCUUCUGUUGCUGCUGCUACAAAGCAAGGACAACUACCUGGUAAAGCUAUUCAGAACCCCAAGGAACAGUGCAAGGUCAUCUUCACUCAAGAAGGACUUGUUGAAGAAGAGGAUCAAGAAAGGGUCAUUGAAGAUUUUUGUUUACUGCUGAAUGAUGAAGAGAUUGUUGCUGCUGAGGCUCCUGGAGUCCAGAUUGAUCAACCAGAAGUGCAUGCACCUACUGUGGCCAUUCACACUUCACCAGUUGAGCUCGCACGACAAGCUCGAUCGGCAGCUCGAUCGAGUCCAACUCUAGCUCGAUCGAGUCCGACCUCUUCUGUCCGACAGCCUGUUUUGCUUGAUCCUUAUCAACCGGUUGCCGCUUCCUCGUCUCGCCUACUUAGUCAAGGUCACAAGGAAGUGAUUCACAAGUUCAGAAGAGAUCUCAGUGGGAUUGGAAUUGAGUUGCCUACUAUGGAUAGCAUGAGUGAGGCAUUUGAUCAAAUGCAAAUGGUCAAGGAUGUUCUAGCCAACAGUGAUAAAGUUUCAGAGGUCCUACAAGAGUCUACUCAUCAGUUCAACCUGCUUACUUCACCCACCUUCCUACCAAAGGUCAAGGAUCAAGGGAAAUUCACUCUCCCUUGCACACUUGGGCAUCUUGAGAUUGACAAUGCCUUAGUGGAUUCUGGAGCAAGCAUCAAUCUGAUCUCUCUCUCCAUGGCAGAGAAGCUAGGCAUUGCUGGAGCCUUGCAGCGCCCUACUACUUCAAUCAUGUUUGGAGAUGCAACUUCUAAGUCUCCUCUUGGAGUGUUCAAGAACUAUCACUUGAAAAUUGGAGAAUGCAUCAUCCAAACUGAUCUCACUGUGAUGGAAAUGGAAGAAGAGAAGGAUUUGCCUUGUUAUUGGGAACCCCUUUCCUUACCUAGAGGUUCAGACUUUUGUGCCACAAUUGACAGUACCAAUCUCAGUUCUAAGAGUCAUGGAGCUACAAAGGUUGUGAAGGAAAGGGUUGACAAGGAACCAAGAGUUGGGAAGGAUAAGGAUGAGAGAGGACCAAGGAUUGAGAAGCCACGUCUUGAGAGGGCUAGAGUUGAGAAACCACGAUCUGAUAGGCCAAGAGCUGAGCGACUUGUUCAAGCCCCUUGUGUGCUUGAUGAAGAGAGCCUUCAAGCUUUGUUUGAUGAGCCACUAGGAAGGGCUCUAAAGAAGGGGAGGAUGCAGCCUCUAAGGCAAGACCAGGAGAUAAAAGAAAGGAUCCACCAGCUCAGGCCCCUUCAGUCAAGCCAUCUCAGCUCACAAUGA
Molecule: messenger RNA, 1404 nt
Organism: Microthlaspi erraticum
Lineage: Eukaryota; Viridiplantae; Streptophyta; Magnoliopsida; Brassicales; Brassicaceae
Source: the annotation of a GenBank genome assembly